Sus scrofa (pig) is the source of this 8835-nucleotide messenger RNA. The record is from RefSeq and is a predicted model, not a curated record. NCBI's taxonomy places the organism in Eukaryota, Metazoa, Chordata, Mammalia, Artiodactyla, Suidae.
UUUUUUUUUUUAAAGGAAAAUAUUUGGGAAAAAGAUUCCAGGAUUUCCCUGGUUGUUCAGUGGAUUAAAGAUCUGGUGUUGACACUGCUGUGGUGUGGGUUCAUUCCCUGGCUCAGGAACUUCUGCAUGCCAUGGAUGUGGCCAAAAUAGAAAAAUUCCAGAGAUUUUAAGAUAUAUGGGAGGAUGUGUGUUGGUUAUGUUUUAUAUAAGGAACUUGAGCGUCUGGAUUUUGGUAUCUGUUAGGUCCUGGAUCCAACCCUCCACCAUGAAUACCGAGGGAUGGCUGUAUACAUGUUAUCAUUCCCAGAGUGGGGAGUGGAAGGAGCUCUAAAACACAGGAUAGAAUUGUACAUGUGUGUGGUCCAUAAAAAGGAGUUUUAAUAACCUGGUUAGAUGCUAAUUGAUUCACAAUUCUGCUGCCAGCUAACUGAUACUCUAGGAAAAAUUGGUGUCCAUGGUGUGCCUUGUUCAUGCCAUCAUUCUGUUGCUACUACCACUGUUGUGCUAAAAGGUUUGACCUCCUUUUAAUUGCUCUUAAACUCCAAUACUCUCGUAGAUGCCUCAGGCCAAAUGAUGAGCCUCACAGCAAUCAGGAUACAUUUUUUCAGGAGAAAAAAACAGAAUUGGCUGCUGAAGGAGGUAGCUGGAUGGCUCUCUUGUUACAGGGAGUGUUGAGGAGAAGCAGCUGGAGCUGCAGUGUUUCACAAGGAUUCAGUGGCCCUGGAGUGGUUGGACUUGAUGAUUUAUCUUUAUGUCUCUCUUAAUUCGGAGCAUGAUUGAUUUUUUUUUCUUGAGUGUGUUCGGCCACACUUGAUUCUUAAUGAUCAGUUUGAAAUUUUGUGUUAAUUUUUAAAAUAUAUUUUGUAACACAAGAGGAUUUGAUAUUGUAAAUAGUCUAAAUGUCAUCUGUUAGGAUGUCUUCAGCUGCAAGUAAUAGAACAACCAGCCCAAACUGAUUAAAUAAUGAAAAGCUUUACUAGCUUCUCUAAUAGGAGAUGUUUGUAAAAGGGAGGAUGGGCUUCAGGGGUGGUUGAUCUAGCAUAACAGAGGCAUACUCAAAGACCUGGGUUUUUUCUCUCUGCUUUACCAUUCAUGGGGUUUACUUCAUCUCAAGGCAGAGUUCUGCUGAUGUUAUAGGUAGUUGUCAGCAUUCACAAUUGUACAUGACCUUGUGCUGGGAGGAAGAGAGGAAGAGAAGCUUGUUGCUCUAAGGGUAAGAGGGUAUUUCCCAGGGCCUUCAGCAGAUCUCACCUCCGAGCCAGAAUUGGGCUCUUGCUGGUCAGCCCAUUCUAGGAACAAAGGGUGAGGUCAGCAUCCUGAAAUGCAUGGUAGCUGGGGAGAGGGAGAUACUGAAGGGAACUGGGGCUCCAUUGAGGAGGAAGAGGGGAAGGCAACCUAUAAUAUCCACUCUAGUCUUUUGGUUAUAAUGCUACUCUUUUGAUGUCUAUUAUGCCAUCAGUAUUUUGUGUUACACUUAUUUUUUACGUGGGUCAUAUCAGGUGUCUUGCUUUUUUUUCUGAGUGGUGUGACCUCUGCUUUAAAAUGACAGAGUAAAGCCAAAUUUCAAAAUAUCCUUCCUUUUAGACUUAAUGAUAUGAACAGCAAAUGGAUUAAAACUACCCAAAAUAUACCAACAGCAAAUUCAAAGAACACAGCUGAUGGUCAGUGAGAGAAAUGAAAGUUUCCAAAAAUUCAGAGUUUUGGCUUCAGAGGCAUUCUAACCCCUCACUGUGCAGAGGCUCUAGGAGAGAAGAGAACAGUGAGCAAAAUUCUGUAAAAUCCCUAAGGUGUGUGGCAGGAGAGUGGGUGGGUACUGCAGUGCUGGCUGUCCCUGAAUGUUUCUCUCAUGUGACAAAGAAAAGAUAACGGGAGAUCAUUCUUUUGGUAUGUCCAGGCUGGGAAAGACGUAGAGAAGAAAGGCAGAAUGACGGUAAACCCCGGAGCUGAUUAUCUUCAUCAGUUAACUGGGAGUCAGCAGAACACCUGACAAAAGCAGGUUUCUGGAGAACAGGGAGUGGAUGAAGGGGCACAUGGUGAGCCCCAGGUGACUGAGAACUCCCUUAUCUCUCACUCAUGGCUGAGUGGGGGUGGGUAGUGAAUUUGCAGGAAAGGGAAUGAUUCCCAAGGAACAACUUGGGCUGACUCUCUGUGAUGGAAAUGAAAUCUCACAAGGAUGGAGGGAGUUGCAGAAUGUCAGGGAAGGAGAGACUAUAUCCCUUGGAGAAGAGAGCAGUAAGGCUGCUUAAAGCCUUAGCCCCAGGUGAGCUGGAUCCCUUUUUCCUUUAACACUCUCCACGAAUCUCUCUCCUCAUAGCACACCUGCGCAAAGCUGCUGGGAUGUAGCUGGGAGGGGAAGGGUUCCCCUAGAUUACACAGUAGCACCUACAGAGAUGCUACAUAGAACAUCCUGGGAAGAACAUCCUGAGCCAAUGAGAAGACACAGGCCUCUGCACACACAGCAAGGUGGAGAGAAAGGCACAGUGCUCACUGAAGAAAGAUGCAGUCUGUUCUGCAAGAAAUAAUAAUUUCCCUUCAAAAAAGAAGAGAAUUCCUGCCUGAGCUAUUAAAAACCCAAGUUUCAUAGAACAUAGGCUUAGAAAUGGCGAUGAUAAUAAAAUAACAGAAUGAGGUGGAAAAGGAAGAAAACGGGGCCAAGGAGACUCAGAGAGAACGAAUUUGCAGAACAAACAGAUUAGAAGCAGCUAGGAACAGAAUGGUCAUGGCUGAAAAAUUAACUUACUGACAGAGCACUAUCUUGAGAUAUUCCGUGAGUGAAGAAGAAAAAGAAGCAAAGAUUGAAACAGGUGAAAAUGGUAGGUGUGGUAUUGGACUUCCUGGAGGCAGAGCUGAGGUAGAAGAAUGGGCCUUCCGUUUUUUGUUCAAGUUCCUCUUGGAAUUAGGUUUUUGGUGGCAGAGGAUUUAAUACUUUAGACAGCACUCAUUUGGAAAUGUGUAAGCAUUGACAAAUGGUGAAAAUGACUGUUCAUGUUCUUCACAGAAGAAUACCAAUGAGAUGAAAGAUUUAUUUAUAGCCUGAGAGACCAGGAAAAUUCCCCUUUGAAGCAAUUUGUUUCCUGGCAGUGAUAACUGAAAGCCUCCCUCCCCCACCAUGUCAUGAUUUUCUGUGCUUUGCAAGAACUGGUCUUUUGCUAAAUGUAAAUACUGACUUGCGAUCUCAGGGCAAGCUGCUUUUCUUACAGCCAGAACCUACAUUGUAGGACAGGUUCUACGGAGAAAAAAAGAAUUAUUUUGUUCUCUCAGACAUCUGUGGUUAAUCAUUGACAUUUUCUACUUAAAAAAAAAAAAAAGUCUCUCAAGUCCAGGUGAUAGGUUAGCAUGAAAGAAGAGCAAACAGAUCCACUAACAUUUACUUUAGUUGACUAGAAAACUGAACUUUCAUUCCUGGCAUGCCAGCAAGUAUGGUUUAGAAUCUUUACAUUGCAAAUUGCUGUGGGGAGUGAACCAUAGAGCAGAAACUGGUUGCUGGAAUGGACUUGUCAUGAAUUAUUCAUUCACUACCUAGUUCCUAGGAAAUCAGCUGGAGGAAGUAGUUAGUCCAGUUUGAUCAUGGGAGUGGCAUUCAGAGAGUUCCAGCAAGCCCUUGCAAGUCCAGCGACGGUGUGCUUCUGCUGGGUGCUGGAAGGCAGCAGCUGCUCUGCUUUGCAGGCAGAACCCAGGAGCAUGCUGCUGGGGGACAGCUGCACUGAGGACUCCCUGAUGCUUCUUGCCGGAAAAUGAAGCUUCAGAAUGAGAAGACUUUGGGACAUUCCAUGAGUCAUUCAAGUAACAUUUCUAAGGCUGGGGGUUCCUCGGUGGCAUCUGCUCCAGUGUCAGCCUUCUCUCGCACCUCUGUCACGCCCUCCAAUCAGGACAUCUGCAGUUCCAGUGCAGUGUUUUCUGAGUGUUGUCACCACAGUCCCGUGCAGUCUGCUGUUGUCUUGAAAGCUCCUCCAUGCCAGAGUUCUCUGACGCAAGGGCUCACUGUGACAGUUGUCUGUCAAGAUGCAGUACAGGUGUCAAAGAGAAAUUCCUGUGGUUCAGAGUGGGCCCAGGCCUUGAAGCCUGCUAAGAAUACCAAAGCCAGAAGGACACUGAAGUUCUCAAAAUCCCUAAACGAUGUGGGUGAGAAGGCCCAGGACACUUUGGAAAGUUUUGACUAUGUGGAGAGAACUUGCUCUGAAGGGAAGCUGGUGCUCCCUCAAGACCCGUGUCUCAGAGGUAACAGGUUCCACCAGAAAGAGAAAAGAACGCUGAAUCACAAACCUUUUGGCAAUUCCAAACGUUCAUGUGUUUCAUCCCUUUCUGCCAACUGUUCAGUGGCAUCAGAGGUGGGCGCUGGCAAGGCGGGCUUACACAUCCCUCUGCUAGACGAGAAGGCGGAUGGCGAGGCCGCAUCCAGAAGUCGGCGGCUGCUCCGGUACCUGCUCUCGCUCUCUCACGGUUCGAGCACCAGCAGCCUGCACCGGUUCCACGAGCUGCAGAGCUGCGCCCCUGGCCUGCACCCCGCCAAGUCGUCCAGCGGGCUGGCGGGGAGUGCGGGCUUCUGCUCCGACGACAUGGGCGACGACGAUGUCUUUGAGGACAGCAUGUCUGCAAAACUGAAGAGCAAGGUCCUGCGGGCACCCCUCUGCUCAGUGGAGAAGGACAGUGACCUGGACUGUCCUUCCCCUCUGUCUGAAAAGUACCCCCCCAUCUCUCCUGUGUCCACGUCAGGGGACGCUUGCAGAAGCCCCUCUCACAGAAACAAACAGCUGAGAGCCUGGCCUGGGCCAGAUCCCAGCUUCUUUUCAGGCCAGGUGUCCCCACCUGCUCUUCAGCUGCUGGAAGAGACCCUUCUGUUUCUUAAAAGUCUGUUAAGUUCCUUGAGGAUCUGUCACUGUGAAGGGGAUGAUGAGAGCCCUCUGAUCACCCCAUGCCACUGCACGGGGAGCCUCCAUUUCGUGCACCAGGCCUGCCUGCAGCAGUGGAUCAAGAGCUCCGACACGCGCUGCUGUGAGCUGUGCAAGUUCGAGUUCAUCAUGGAGACCAAGCAGAAGCCUCUGAGAAAGUGGGAGAUGCUGCAGAUGACAGCCAGAGAGCGCCGGAGGAUCAUGUGCUCAGUGACGUUCCAUGUCAUCGCCAUCACCUGUGUGGUCUGGUCCUUGUAUGUGCUCAUCGAUCGCACUGCUGAGGAGAUCAAGCAGGGGCAGGCAACAGGAAUCCUAGAGUGGCCCUUUUGGACUAAAUUGGUGGUUGUGGCCAUCGGCUUUACUGGUGGACUUCUUUUUAUGUAUGUUCAGUGCAAAGUGUAUGUACAAUUAUGGAAGAGACUCAAGGCUUAUAACAGAGUAAUCUAUGUUCAAAAUUGUCCAGAAACAAGCAAAAAGAAUAUUUUUGAAAAAUCUGCACUAACAGAGCCCAACUUUGAAAAUAAAGAUGGACGUGGAAUCUGUCAUUCCGACACAAACUCUUCUUGUUGCACAGAACCUGAAGACACUGGAGCAGAGAUUGUUCACGUCUGACUGUGUGGAGGGUGUAGUUCUCCUGGACAUCCAUGGACAGCUGAAGGAUAUUGUUUACUGCCAAUCAUGUACCUUUUCUUAUGAACUUUAAUAGCAUAGACUGGGCAGGGGACUAUUUUUAAUGGCUUCUCUUCUUUGAAACCCUCCUUAGUGACUCUCCUGGAAAACCCUCACGUCAGCCAUGCACGGCUGGCUGCCAGCAUGGCUGCGGGAAGGGAACGUGGAGAACCCUGUGACACCGUGCUGGAGGCUAGCUGUGUCCUGGCCUGUAGUGUGAGCAGCGUGAGCGAGUAAGAUACCAAACUAAGGGAGGAGCAGGAGCAGGUGGCGCCUGGGCCCCGGAGCAGAGUAUUGGGCACAUCUGGCCGUGAGGAGAGGCCACCCCCUCACUAAGGAGAGCCCUGGGAGGCCACCACUGACACUUCCUGAGUGGACGGGGUUGUGGUGCUCUGUGUGUGCCGAUUCACUAAGCAAACAGCACUUUACAAAAAGAGAGUCUUUAUUUUGUAAUAAGUGUGUCCCAUGAGGUUGACACAGAAGAGAACAUCUCACGUAGAAACCUUCCCUUCAUGACCCCAAUGAUCUCUUUCACAUUGUAAUAGAUCUGAAGCCCUUUUUGCCUUAUAUAUGCUAAGAAACAUGACAUCCAUUCCGUGUCCAUUGCAAGGGACUUGUAACUAUAAAGCAGGACAAACAGAUCUGAGGCUUUUUCAUUAACAUUUCAUGGGAAUUAAUGGAGACUAAAGGGCAACUUGAGCGUAAUGCCUAUGGCCUGUUUUAUGCCUAGUCUUUGUGUCAUAGGCCUGCCCUGAACAUUCCUUUUUGGUCAGCCCUGAAGAGGAAGGGUUCAUGAGAUCUAAAUGAAAGGCAAGGAAGUGAGUGACUAGAACAAAACUGAAUAUUUAAAAACUAUUCCUUUACAGACAAAUCUCUCUGGUUUGUGCUGGCUCCACGCUGAAGGGGUAAGCUUGCAUCCCCCGGGUUGGGGCUCCUGGGUGCUUGCCACUCGGCCAGCCCCUGCUCCUGGCAGAUUCUGUGGAUCACUGCCUAGGGCCGAGAGGCAGAGGGGCUGGCUCCAGGGCGCGGGCCAGAAGUGAGCAGCACACUGUUGGGGUCCACUGUGUUCCUGCCCCAGUCACACCUCCGCCCAUUAUCGCCUUAACUGGACUGAACAGAGAGGAUACUUUGGGGCCCCUGGCCCUGCCAUCAGUCCAUUCUGUCAUCAGGGAUUAUCUCCUGUACCAUUUUUCACAAAACCAAAAUCACUACCAUCGAAUGGCCUUUUUCCCUUCAACGAGUAUGCUAAAAAUUCUGUUUUUAAAGACCAGUUUCAUCCUACCAGGCACAUGAGUCAACUCCAGGAAGACGGUGGGCGGGGGUCUGCAGUAUAACAUGAGUGUGGGGGGUGCUUCCUCUCCAGGCGGUGAGGUGCUCGGGGCUCCAGCCCUCAGUCCUCUGAGCCACAGGUGAUUCAUCUGCCCUGUUAAGAGGAUGAAGCAAACACAAGAUGAUUCCUUGCCUUUCAGAGUGGAAGCCCCCUGGUUUGUUUUGAAAGCCAGGUGGAGGGUCUUAAGCUCUGGAGGAGGGCUUUACCCUGCCAUGGCUUCUCUGGCCAGGCAGGUCCUGUCCAGCCACAGCUGAUCCCUGGAAAUAGGCCAGCGUGCCCUGUCUGUCUCCCAGGCCACAUCCAGCCCUUGCCUGUGCUCACUGUGCCCCAAAGUGCAAUUAGCUACACCCCUUCUGAGCCUGGGGACACCGAGCAGCUACAGACUGUCCACUCAGGAGAGCUCAAUUCCAGGUCAGCCCCACCUGGGGGAUCUGCCCAGGCAAGGUCCCUUGUCCCUGCCCACUUCUCACGGAGGAUGAGUGGUCAGGGAAAGACGGAUAGAUUUUUUUAAGUGGGAAUCCUUCCCUUCCCCCCAGCGGAACCCCUUGAUGCUGGGCUUGAAAAGCACCGAGGCUUCCUGUAGAGAGGAAAGUGUGCAUGGGUGCGGCUGGCUCCUGGGCUGCCCACUCGCUGUGGCUGGCGCCACCUGUGGCAGAGGUGCCUUUAUAACCAUGACUGUUGUGUUGAUCCCAUGCCCAGCCAGACUCUCACGGAAAACCCUCACCUCUUUUCAAGAAGAACCUAUACCAUCUCAUCACCUCUGGCACAACUCCUGAAAGUGUCUGCCUGUGGACAGUCUGUCCUGUGACCUUCUCUUCUUUCCUGGGAUGGUACAUGGCUACUCCCUUGCCUUUCUCAUUUCUCAAAGGUGCUGUGGAGCACCUCUGACCCCAUACUUAGUUCCAGAGCUAAUCUCUCCUGCACAGGGACUAACAGGGAAGUGCGAAGCCCUGGUGAGGUUGUGCUGUGCUGUCCUCUAGCGGGGGCUGAGGCUCUGCUAGGCCUUCCUUUAAUCUGCGUGAAUUUGCCCUCUAGGUUUUUUGCGGGAUUGAUUAUUCCCCAUUUUCUCCUCAUUUUACGCCUGGCUUUAGUGGGAAGCUGGCACUUGGCUGGACCAUGUAGAAAUGUGGGAUGAGCUUGCAGGUCUCAGGGAGGGUCAGGAGGGCUGGUAUUUGUGGAAAGGGAAGGAGGAGGCCAGGAGGAGAGGGAAACAGCUCUGGGGUGUCACCAACCAGCCAUCUCUGAUUUGGCCUCUGCCACCCCUCAGAUUACAGUUCAGCUGAAGGGCUCUUGUGCCCGAGUUUGUUUAAGAUUCUCCUGAAAACUGAAGAAGGUCUUUUCCUACUUUAGGCCUCUAAUGUCUCUUCUUUUUCAGUCCACUCUUUUCAAUGUUAUGGGUCCAGUUUCCAGACCUGCGGGUAUACCCUGCCUGGCUGCAGACAUACUGGCCCCAAGCAGGGUGGUUCAAGAGCCUUAGGUAAUGCCUGAAAGGGUUCAAGCUGCCCCUGCCGCCUGGUGGCCCAGCUGUAGAGCUGUAGAGCCCAGCAGGGUAAAGAUCCACCAUGCUAUGGAUCUAGCCUCAUGCAGAUACACUUUUGAGAUACUUUUCCUCUUGAUUUGAAAUAUUCAGCUUCCUAAGGAAAGACUGAAGCAUAAGGAGAUAAAAGAAUUUGUCUUUGUUUUGCAGCGCAUCACCUAUUUAGAUGCAAUGUUUAUAGAAAGUUGAUUGUUAAUAAAGACCAAAUUUACACUGGCAUGUGUGGUGUAGUUUCUAAAAAGCACCUCACAUUUGAAGUUUUUCUUAACUUAGAAAAUUUCUAGGUGAUUAAAUGUCUAGUUUUGUAUCCUUUUGUGUAUCUUCACUGUUUCUCAGUAUUAUUGCUUGAAUAAUUCUGUUUGUGCUAUACACAUAAGUGUCUACAGCAAUAAAACAUUUCUUUAAAAAGG